Messenger RNA from Sinocyclocheilus rhinocerous, 1880 nucleotides. RefSeq lists its product as uncharacterized. The transcript is spliced from 5 exons. Gene Ontology annotation, cellular component: cytoskeleton. NCBI's taxonomy places the organism in Eukaryota, Metazoa, Chordata, Actinopteri, Cypriniformes, Cyprinidae. The record is from RefSeq and is a predicted model, not a curated record. Bases 90 to 1118 code for a protein of 342 amino acids.
CAGUUUUACGAAGAAACGAUUUUGAAAGUCAUUUAAUUGUUUGUAAAGAAGCACAUCCUGAGAGUGCCCUUCGCUUGUGCACUAGCGCCAUGAGUAGCGCACUUGAUGACUCAAAGACAACAGACGCAAGUAUGGACCACGAACUUUACACUGUACAGAGUCCCUCGGAGGACAUUAAGGAUGGCCCAGAUCAUGCAGAAUUCAUUUAUAAAAUGUCAAAUGAAGAAUUUGUUAAAUUCGUGAAGUUGCGUGUGACCAACGACUCACUUUUCACUGGAAAGAGAAAUUCUUCAACUCUGGCUUAUAGGGCCAUCUUGAAAGAGCUGGGUCUGCAAAGGGAAAUUUCUGCCAGCCAGGCCAGGAGGAAAUGGGAAAACCUUAAGAUGAAGUAUAAGGAAAUGAAGAAUCCCCCACCUGGCGUCUCGGUGAAUCCCACUAACUGGCCGUGGUUCUCCCUUAUGGACGACGCCAUGGAAGGUAGACUCGCAGGAAGUGAAGUCACCCUAGACACUUCUACUGUGGGCGACGACAGCGAGUAUCGCCCGAACAACACCACACGCCGGAGAAGCAAGCGAGCGCGUGAUCUGGACAGAAGCGAGGUCGAGCUGUUCGUCGAAGAGGAUGACAUGAUGUCUGAAGAAAUGGGGCGAGACAGGGUAGAGCUCGACAGAGACAGGGAUGAGAUGGAGCACGAAAGGGCUAUCCUAGAGAGCGACAAAGCCGCUAUUGAAUACGAGAGGAUGGUCCUGGAGCGGGAGAAGAUGGUUUUAGAUCGAGAAAGAGCAGGAGUAGAACGAGAAAUCGCAGCAUUGGACCGAGACAGGGCCUCUCUGGAGAGAGACAAGGCCGCUGUGGAGAGAGACAGGGCCUCUGUGGAGUACAUCCGAGCUCAGCUGGAAAAGGAAAGAGCGAUUCUUGACAGAGAAAGGGCAAAGCUUGAACGAGAGCGAGCCAUUCUAGAGCAGCAGCGUGGGACGGAAAAAGGGAAGCAGACGGCUAAUCUGAACGAUAGUACAGAAGGAACUGAUACCUCGAUUCCCUUAGUGAUGGAACCGGCUUCCUUAGAGAGGAGGCAGAAAUUCCUCAACCUGUUUGAAAAGCUCAUCGAGAACUUCUAAAAUGGAACUAACUGUUCUGAAUGGGACCCAUUAUGUAUAUGUUAUUUUUUUGUACACCUUCUGUUUGAAGUAAAACUGUUUUCUGUUGCCAGAAGUGGAUUGUGCUGUGUUACAGUGAUUGGUUUUGUAAUGUUAAUAGCUAUGCUUGUUUAAGUGAGCGAUAAGUGUUGCUUUCAUGCCUUUGAAGACUUUACAAGUGAACAAUGAAAACGUUAAGCCACCUCUGUUUUGGAGAGGUCAUCAGAAAACUUUAUUCAGGUGUGAUUAUUUCCAUACAAAACACACAAUGCUGAGCUAAUAUUUAACCCCCAUUCCCCCCAAUCAUUCUCAAAUCCCUCAGCCAAUACAAUUCUGAAAUGUUCAUUUUGAAGGUCAUUGGUCAUAACAACAGCUUGAAUUGUGAUAUACCAAAAUAUUGCAAUUCUUGUAAAAAAAAAAAAAACAGCUUAUAUAUUUAUAUUACAGUACAGACUUUACAACAAAUUCAUUGUUAGAAUGCUUCUUUUAUUGCAUUAGUCAAAUUUACCUUUCAAAAAGUUCAUUGAGCGCCAGCUUCAAUUAGUUUAUGUUAAUUAUGAUAAACAUUUGUUAAAUUCUAUAUGAAUAUUAACAAUAUUUAAUUUACAAAACAAACAUAUUUAAACAAUUUGGGCUGGCUUUUGCAGCUAACCCCAGACAGGCAACCAGUACAGCACACAAAAGAGGGUUUUUGUGCGGUUUUGUUCAUAUUUGCACUUGUAAAUUAAUGACAUCUCGUUUUCC